AUGGUAUUCGAAAAGUUCGUUGUCCAUCUAUUGGACAAAUAUUUAAGUGAUUAUAUUGAAAAUUUGGAUUAUAAAAAGUUAAAAGUUGAUAUAUGGAGUGGUAAUGUUAUAUUAGAAAAUCUUUAUCUAAAACCAAAUGCUCUUGCUGAUCUUAAUCUUCCAAUAACGAUAACUAUUGGAUAUCUUAAAAAACUUGCACUUCAAAUUCCAUGGAAAAAUUUAUAUACACAUCCAACAAAACUCACUAUCGAUGGACUCUAUGUACAUGUUAUACCGAAAAUCGAAAUUGAAUACAAUGCUAAACAAGAUGAAAAAGAACAACAUGAAGCUAAAAUGAAAGAAGUUAAUAAAAUCGAAAAACUUCGUCAAGACAAAGAAGCUUUUAAGGAUAUAAACAAUAUUGAAAAAGAUAAUGAUACAUUUAGUGCACGAAUGAAAUUACAAAUUAUGCAAAAUCUUGAAUUAUUAAUUCAUAAUAUUCAUAUUGUUUAUGAAGAUAAAACAACAAAACCUAAUCAUCCAUUUGCAUUUGGUAUCACACUUAAUUAUAUUACAUUUCAAACAACUAAUAAAGAAUGGAUACCAACAAUAAUCAAAGAAAAUAGUCCAGUUAUUUACAAACUUGGCGAAUUGAAUGCUUUGUCAAUCUAUUGGAAUACAAAUAUUAAAUCAAAUUCAAAUUUACCAAGAAAUGAAAUCAUUAAAAAUUUACAAACAAAAAUUGCUGUUGAUACUGAUCAAGUAUCAAAAGAUAUGACAUAUAUCUUUCGACCAUUCAAUGUUAAAACUAAAUUAAUCAUGACAAUGAAACCUCGUCAACAAAAAUUCGAAAGACCUAUGUUUUAUAUAACCAUCGAUUUAGGACAUAUUAGUUUAAAUUUAAAUCGUGCUCAGUAUUUGGAUAUACUUGAUUUACUCGAAUUUCAAGGUCAUAUUACUGCAAAAUUAAAAUAUAUUAAAUAUCGACCACAGAAAUUCGAUAAAACAAUAGAAAAAUGGAUAUUUGCUUACAAUGCAAUUGUGAAUGAAAAAAUUAAACCUCGUUUAGAAUGUUAUAAAUGGGAAAAUAUAAAAAAACAUUUAGAAUAUUGUCGUGAAUAUCGUUAUAUUUAUGUACAAGAACUUACAGGAAAAAUAACUGAUGAACAGAAACAACGUACUGAAGAAUUAGAAAAAAAACUCGAUGUAUUCAAUUUAACAUAUAUUCGUCAACGUGCUCAACUUGAAGCAAGAAAGAAAAAAGAACAAAAACCAAAGACUUUGUUGGAGAACUUUUCCAAUUGGUGGAAUAACAAAUCAAGUCAAACUGAUCCAGAACUUGAUCUAGAAAAAAUAUUAUCAGCUGAAGAAAAGGAAAAAUUAUAUGAAACUAUCGGCUAUGAAGGUGAAGAUACAUCAACAUUGACUUAUCCUAAAGAUUAUGUUGAUAUUGAUCUUUCGAUUCGAUUGAUUAUGCUCGAUUUAAAUAUCUGGUCAAAAAUCAAUGAAAAUGAUCAACAAUUUAGAGUUAUUAGUCGUGCUGCUCUACCUGAUACAGAAAUAAUAUUUAAACGACGUCCAACAACAUCUUCUGCUUUAUUUCUUGUUAGUUUAGGUUCAUUUCAAGUAUUCGGUAUUGCUACUGAUUUGAAACAAUCAGAAUUAUCAAAUGAUAAUCGUCCUGUUCUUAUUCAUCCAAUUAUUCAAUCAACAUUAUCAAAUAAUCAAUUAGAACAACCAAAAUUAUUAGAAGUUGAAUUUGAAACUAAUCCAUUAGAUAGAGACUCGGGUUAUCGUAUAAAAGUCAUAUCACAAUCAGUUGAAGUUAAAUACAAUGCCCCAACUAUCAAUAAACUUAUUGAAUGUUUUGAACAGGAUACUCAACGCAAUCUGCAAGGAGUUAAACAAGCAGCUUAUACAACAUAUACUGAUGUUAAACAUCGAUCUAUAUUACUUAUGAAAUACAAUAUAGAAACAACAAAAGUACUCGAUAUUCACAUUAAUCUACAAUCGCCUUUUUUUAUUUUACCUGAAAAUGGUGUCUACUAUGAUGGUUGUCCAGCCAUUUGUUUGGAUAUGGGUAAUUUAAUUUUGCAACAAAAUAGUAUGAUCAAUAAAAAUGACGAAGAAACAAUGGAUAAUUACAUUCAAUUUCAAUUAGAAUUAAAAAAUUUUCAAUUACUUUAUGCUAAUAAAUAUGAAAAUUGGCAAAAUGCACGUCAACAAGAAACUACUCGUUUACAUUUAAUUAAACCAAUAACACUUUCUAUAAAUCUUUUUAAAUGUUUGUAUUCGGAUAAUGCUAAUUUUCCUGCAUGGAAGAUUUCUGGACAAAUUCCAUUGGUGAGCGUACGAAUUUCGGAUAUGCGUUUAUUUAAAAUUAUAAAACAUAUUCAAUCACUUCCAUUUCCACAAUCGAAAUAUCGAACGAUAACAGAUAUAGAAAAUGAAACUGAACUAUGGAUGACGCCAACUUUAAUUGAUACUACUCAACAAACAUUAGAAACAAUUGAAAAUAUGACACCUAUGAAAAAAAUUUUAGAAAAAUUGGCUAAUGAAAAUCAAAAAAUUGAAAAUAAAUUCGAAGAACAAUUUACACAAAUCGAAGCUAAUUUUAAACUUUCACAAAUCGAUCUUCUUCUUGAAGAAGAAAAAGAAGAUAGAGAUUAUCCAUUUCUUCGUAUUUCAUUUAUAUCAAUCUAUGUACAAACAUUCAUUAAAACAUUUGAUAUAGAAUUUCAAGCAUCAUUAGAUGAUUUUAUUAUUUAUCAUGAACAAUUCAUAACAAAAGAUAAUCAACAUCUUCGUUUUCUUGCUGCUCAACAUGAAGAAAAUCAAAAUAUUGAUAAAAUAAAUUCUAAAAAAUUAGUUAGUUUACAUAUUUUACAUACAUCAUCAAAUAAUCCAUUAUUUACAUCAUCAAAAUAUGAUGGAUUGGAAAAUAAAAUUCGAAUACAUUUUAGUAAACUUAUUGUUACAUUACAAUUAGAAGCAUUAUUAUCUAUCAUGAAAUUUCAAGAUAAUUUCAUGCAAAAAUGGCCAACAGAUAUUUUUGAAGAACACAUUGAAAAAAAACAAUUAUCUGAAAAAUUUUCUCAAGAAAAUAAAAGAAUGUCGACGAUCGAAAAAUUUGUUAAGACAAAUAAUUUAUCACUUGAAAGUACACUUGAAAUUGAAGCUAAUUUAGAAGAAUUUCAUAUUGUUAUUGCAACGAUGGAUACUCAAAUGUUUGAUGUUUACAUUCAUGGUGUCAAAGCUAAUAUGCAUAAUACAUCUAAUGAAACAUUUCUCAAUUUAAUUCUUACCGAUUUUUGUAUGUUCGAUCCUCAUAUGGAUGCACGAUUUCGAAAGAUUAUUUCACAACAAAGUGAAGACAACGAAUUAUUAUCAGUUUCUAUGGUUCUUUUUAACUAUCCUAAGAUACAUACAAAAGCUCUAGAUGAUGUUGAUUGUAGUGUUAAAAUUAAUUUUGCCAAGGCAAAGAUAUUAUUUCUCUAUAAAUAUGUCGAUCAAAUAAUGGGAUUUCUUGACAUAUUGAAUAUUUCAAAAUCAGCAAUUGAUGUUGCUCAAAAUCAAAUUGAUGCUGUUUAUGAACAAGUACAAAAUAUACAAAAUCAAGCAUAUAAACUACAUCUAAAUGCUACAUUUAAUGCACCAAAUAUUAUUAUUCCAAUAAAUGCUUAUUCAGAUGAAGCAUUAUGUCUUGAUUUAGGAAAAUUAAUAUUACAAACAAAAUUUAUUGAUGAUCCAGAAAUAAUACUUAUUGAACAACAACAAGUUAACAUUGAAAAUGUUCGUGCUCGUCGAGUUAAACUCAAUAAAAAUAAUAAUGAAAUAGAAAAUGAAAUAAUUCUACUCGAAUGUGCAAAUUUAAAAAUCGAUAUUAAUAGACUUUUAUAUCCUGAAAAAAUAAAAUUUACAGCAUAUAUUUCUGUUAACAUGCAAUGGGAUCUUAUUCAUUUUCAAUUAGCUAAAGAUGAUUAUUUAUGUGUAAUGAAAAUUUUAAUGGAAAAUUUUAAUGAUCAAACAAUAACAAAUAUUAUUCGUGAACAAUAUCGUUAUCAACAAGAACAACAAAAACAAGAAGAAGAUGCUUUACGAAAUGCUGUUAUUAAAAAACAAACAGCAUGGCAAAUUGGUGAAAUAUUUGAAAAAAUUAAAGUUCAUGCUGAAAUCAAAAAACUUGCACUUACACUUUAUCUUGGUGAAUCGAAUUUGAUUAAUCGUCAUGUAAAACAUGAAGAAAAUUUGAAAUUAGUUAAGGUAGAAAUCAAUAUAUUCGAAGUUAUCUAUCGACAACAUUCAGAUUCAAGUUAUAAAGUUAUAGCACGUGUAAAAAAUUUUCUAUUUGAUGAUCUACGAGAAACACAUAAAACAGAUACUGUUACACAUAUGAUGGAUCGACAUUUUACUGUUGAUCCAAAUGCAUAUAUGCUAAUAGCUAGUUUAGAAUUUAAAUCAAAAGAUUCAAUACGUUUAAACGAUCAACAACGAUUAAAUAUUCAAUUGGAAAGUCUUUAUAUUUGUAUUAAAUUAGAUUAUUUGAUAAUAUUAAAAGAUUUUUUCAUGUCAAAUAUACCAAUAGAUGAUAAAAAUAAAUCAAAAAAUCAAGAAAUAAUAAUGACAACCUCUACAUUAUCUUCAAUUGAAACUACUAAUAAUAAUGUUGAAACUAGAAUUGAUAUACUUGUUAAAAAUCCUGAAAUAAUUCUACUUGAAGAUCAACAUAAUUCUAAUUCAAAUUGUCUUGUACUCAAUUUUGCUCUUGAUAUACGUGCGCUUAAUAUUGGAGAUAAUACGAACUUAUUUGGUGCAUUGAAUGAUUUAACUAUCUAUAGUUCGAAAUUUGCUGAAUUGAAAUCUUCGAAAGUUAAAUAUCGAAUUUUACAACCAACAAAAGUUGAUCUAUCAAUAAUUAUCGAUUUAGAACAACAAAAAAUUGAUAUUCGUUUUUCACAUAUUAUUAUUAAUAUUACACCAGCUGCUGCUCGUAUACUUAUUGGUGUUACUAGUUCAUUAAGUAAACAUGAGCCAACGAAUAAACAAGAAAAAUUCGAUAUGCAAACAAUGUUUAAGCCAAAACCAAUUAACGAAUCUGAUUUUUGGUAUUUACAAGACAUUAAUGAUCUUCCAUCACAGAAAAAUUCUCUUAUUGAAAAUAAGAAGAAGAAAGAAGAAAGUUGUCUUUCCCAACAACUUGUUUUAACAUUAACAACUAUGGAAAUAAAACUUGAUGUUGGUUUUGGUUUAGUAACGAAACCAGUCGUUGCUAUGUGUCUAUCGAAUUGGACAGUUGAUCUUAAAAAUUGGUCUGAUCAGAUGACUGCUUCAUUAACAAUGAAUAUUGAAGCAGCUUUAUACAAUGAACAUACGCUUGCAUGGGAACCUCUUAUUGAACCGACACUUGAUAAAAAUACAGGACAUCUUUCACCAUGGAAUAUUACAUGUUCAAUUACACCUAUAUAUCCGAUUUCUGAUCGUCUUGAAUCAUCAUCAACACAUACUCAACAACAACAAAAGAAAAUUUCUGGUCUCAAUGCUAAACAAUUAAUAUCAAUUGGAACUCAACAAUUAUUAAAUAUAACUAUAACGAAAACAGGUCUUGAACUUAUUCAAAAUUUAUCAUCUUUAUUUAAUGAUAUUUAUAAUCAACGUUUACCAAAAAAUUUUAAUGAAAAUGAAUCAUUAUUAUCAUUAGUAAAUUUAACAGGGCAAGAUAUUUUCAUUGAUAAUCUAAAUGGUCUCGAAUUUACUGAUGAUAUAACAUGGACGUCAAAAGUUAUGAAACAAAAUGAAUCAAUUUCAUUAAAUGCUCCUGUUGAACGAUUAUCAUCAACUUAUCGACUUUCUGUUAUGGAAGAACAAACUUUUAAAAAGCGACAAGAAUUUUCUGUUCAAUUUGAUGAUCAUAUUAAAUUAAUAAAUAUUAAUCGAACAUGGCAACGUAUAUAUGAUUUAAAACCAUCAUUUAUUCCAUUUUUUCCAAUUCAAUUACUUUGUGAUACACAAAUACAUAAUAAUUGUCGACGUAUUAUUCUUAGUUCUAUUAUCAAAAUAUAUAAUAAUACAACAUUACCAAUAGCUAUUCUAGAUUUUAAUUCAAAUACAGAAAAAUCUUAUCAUCGAAUUGGAAUAAAUGAAUAUUAUUAUGUUCCUAUUAAUCUUUUUUAUAAAAGUUCGAAUCUAUCAAUUUCUAUUGGUGUUGAUGAAAAUGAUCCGGAUGGAUCAAUCAGUGACUUUUUUGAAUACCAUUGGAUAACGACAAUGACUCUAGAGAAAAAAUUACAAUUAAAAAAUGGCAAAGCAAAUCAUUUAAUUGUAUAUAGAGAAAUAAAAGAAGCUUAUUUAGAAAAUACAGAUCAACUUGAACGAAACUCAUACAGUAUUUAUAUUCAUUCAACUAUUCAUCUAACAAAUCUUUUACCAAUUGAUAUUCAAUGUUCGAUUAAUAAUAUUGAAGAAAUUUAUCUGAAACCAAGUCAAUUACAAUUAAUUACAUCUGGUGGCAAAAAUUCUAUACUUAGAUUUAUUAUUCCAUUUUACAAUAAAAUUAAAUGGAUUUCAGAUCCUAUUGAUUUAGGAAUACGAAAAAGAAAUGAUCCUAGUGAACAAAUUAUUACUUUUCAUAAUGCUACAUCUACAGAUAAACAGCAAAUUUUACGAAUGGCUUUACGUGUGGAUUUAUUUCAUGAGUCAUAUCGUUUAUCAUUAUAUGCACCAUUCUGGAUUGUUAAUCAUACCAAUCUUAAACUUGAAUUUCAAAUCGGUAACGAUAGAAUAUUGAUUAAAAAUAUUGAAAAUUCAUUCCUUGUCUGCCCGGAAAAAUAUACAAAUGAUACCAGUGAAAAAGGUCAAAUUCGAUUGUAUGGUGUAACACAAAAUGAUUCAAUGAAAUAUUGGUCAGAAGAAUUUUCACUUCAUGUUAUCAAAAGUAUUGGAAUGGCUAACUGUAAAGGACCCAAUGAUAAAACAUAUAUGAUUUGUGUUGAUAUAACAACAAGUUCAUUUGGUUUAACAAAAAUUGUUACAUUAUCACCAGCUAUGGUUAUUAUUAAUCAAACUUCAAUUCCUAUUGAAAUUGUUGAAACUUUAAGGGAUAAAGAACAAAGUCAAUGGAUUUUCGUGGAAUGUGAUGAAGUUAUUCCAUUUUGGCCACAAAAUGCCAAAGAAGGUUUAAUGCGUGUUCGUUAUGCACAUAAUCAAAAGACAUCGAAAGCAUUUUCAAUGAAUAAAAAACAUCAUACAUUACUGUAUAUGAAUGAUACAGAACGUUUAGUUAUAUUUGUAGAAGUUAUUGCCACGGAUUUUGAUGGUGUUCGAGUGAUAUUUAGUGAUUAUAAACAAGUUGAUGCACCCGUAUUACUUAUCAAUCAUACAGAUGAUCAAUUAAUUUCAUUUGUUCAAAAGGAUGAUAUGAAAAUUCAAUAUUUAGUACCACAAUAUUUUGUCUAUUAUACAUGGAUGGAUCCAUUAAAACCACGUGAAAUGAUUAUUACUUGCAAUGACAAAUCAAAAACGAUUGAACUUAAUCCUCAUCGUGGUGAUCUUGAUAUAAAUGAAAAUUAUCAUACUGUCAAGUAUAUUGUAUUCAUUGAUGGUGUUCAAACUGUAUUACUUUUCUCAUGUGAUGAACAAAUUAUUGAAGCUACAUUAAAUAUACCAUCUUCAACUCAAUCUAUAUGUCGACGUCUUCAACUUGGCAUGCCUAAUGUUGGUCUAUCAAUUGUAAAUGAUAUUAGACGAGAAGAACUUCUUUAUAUGAGUUUAAAAAAAUCAAAACUUAUUUGGGUUCAAAUAAAAAAAUCUGGAAUGAAACCAUUUUCACAUGAUAUACAUACACAAUUAGAAGAAUUGUAUAGAAUAAACCUACAAUUAAUAGAAACAAAUCCAAAUGAUGAAACUCUUCGUCAAACGAAAUAUCAUAUGGGUGACUAUCGUGAAGUUACUUUUUAUGAAAAUACUGCUAAAUUAGUCAAUCAAAAAGGUGAACAUAAAUUAGCUAAACGACAAUCACUUAAUGGAUUAUGGAUUGAAUAUACAUGGUCAAUGACUAAUGCAGCAUUUUAUGCUUGUAUUAAUCAUAUUCAAAUUGAUAAUCAACUAGAAUAUACUAAUUUUCCAAGUAUUCUUUAUCCAAUAUUAUCUAAAACAGCAGAUUCUGAUAUUACUGAAAAACCAUUUAUUGAAUUGAGUAUUUACGAAUCGAAAGCAUCACAAUCAAAUAUAAUGCAUUUUCAAUAUUGUAAAUUACUUAUUCAAGAAUUUGUACUUCAAAUUGAUCAAGGUUUAAUUUUAGCUAUUCUUGCUUUUCUUAGACAAGAAAAGAAUACAACAACACCGAUGAUCAAUAUGGAUACUGAUUUAGAGUAUACUCACAAUUCACUUCGAGCUAUUAUUAAAGUACAAACUGAUACUCCAGCGGGUGAAACACAAAUGUACUUUGACAAUAUUCACUUAUCACCACUUAAAAUUCAUGUUAGUUUUUCAAUGCAUGGAUUAAAAUCGAAUGAUGAAUUAUUUGCUGAAUAUCCACUUGUUAGAUUUCUUUUACGAACAUUGAAUGUCGGCGAAGUGAAAAAUGUUAUUCUCAGAUUGGGUUUCUAUGAAAGAUCAUUUGAUCGAUUUACUGUAACUAAAUUAACAAAUGAAGUAUCAGCACAUUAUCAAAAUCAAUUUUUUAAACAAAUUCAUGUUCUUAUACUCGGUUUGGAUGUAUUAGGUAAUCCACUUGGUAUCAUUCGAGGUAUAGCUGAAGGAGUAGAAUCAUUAUUUUAUGAACCAUACAAAGGUGCAAUCGAAGGUCCAUUGGAAUUUGCCGAAGGUAUGGCUACUGGUGUUUUAACAUUGGUUGGCUCAACUGCUGGUACUGCUGCUGGUGCAGCUUCAAGAAUAACUGGUGUAAUUGGACAAAGUUUAGCAAAACUUACAUUUGAUGAAGAAUACAAAGCUUCACGUAUUCGUCGUAGAGAACCAGCAGCCCAUGCCAUUACGGAUAUUGCUGCCGGUGGAAAAAAUGUAGUCAUGGGAUUUGUCAAUGGUGUAACUGGUGUCGUUAAAAAACCAGUAGCUGGCGCAGCACGAAGUGGUGCAUCAGGUUUUGUCAAAGGUUUAGGAAAAGGUUUAAUAGGUCUCGUAGCACAACCCGCUUCUGGUAUUGUUGAUUUCGCUAGUACUUCACUUGAUGUAGUUAAACGUGCGGCUACACAAGAACAAAUUGUUCGCCGUGUUCGAUAUCCACGACAUGUUGGUCGUGAUGGUCUUGUUCGUCCAUAUAUCCCUCAUGAAGCAAUGGGUUUAUAUAUUUUAAAUCGACUUGAAGAUAGACGAUAUGCAAAGACGGAUACAUAUGUUGCUCAUAUUACAUGUUCAGAAAGUCCAAUGAGUUGGCUCAUGGCUACUUCAAAACGUAUUUUAUUUGUUACAGAAAUUUCAAUUCUUGGUACUUAUGAGGUUGAUUGGACAAUAAGUUAUGUAGAAUUAUAUGAAAUACCCACUAUCAUACGUGAUAAAAAUAAAAUUCAAAUUUUAGUUAAACCUCAAAAUACUGGUGGGUCUGAUGGAAAUCGACCAUCUGGAAAAUUGGUUAAAUAUCGAAAUAUUGAUGAAGCUCGUUACUUUGUUGACAAAACUACAAAUGCAAUGCAUUCAAUUGGACUAUAA
Molecule: messenger RNA, 9639 nt
Organism: Rotaria sordida
Lineage: Eukaryota; Metazoa; Rotifera; Eurotatoria; Philodinida; Philodinidae
Source: the annotation of a GenBank genome assembly